Paramisgurnus dabryanus is the source of this 2582-nucleotide messenger RNA. RefSeq names its product transmembrane protein 170A (gene tmem170a). Gene Ontology annotation, biological process: endoplasmic reticulum tubular network organization. The record is from RefSeq and is a predicted model, not a curated record. Gene Ontology annotation, cellular component: endoplasmic reticulum membrane. NCBI's taxonomy places the organism in Eukaryota, Metazoa, Chordata, Actinopteri, Cypriniformes, Cobitidae.
UCGGUCUGCGUACCGUCGUGUGAUGUCGAACAUACUUAAUCUCAAGAGCACACAGAGUCUUGGUCGUUUAAACUAUACUCGUUUUAGUAUUUUUAAAUUGUGCUGUAGAACACAAUUGGAUUAGCGCUACGUUUAGUUUAAAUAAAACAAACUGGCCUAUUCAUCAUUUUUUUCACAGCUAACGCGGACGUCCACGGUUUCACGCGGACGGAUGAGCAACUGUGCUAAAAACAAACCCUCACGUCUCGUUUCUAAUGUUGUUUCUCGGGUUUGACACUUGCUUCACGCAGUAUUGAUCAGAUGAGAAAUGCAGGACUAUAACGUGGAAGUAGGAUUCGUGAAACAGAUCCUCAGUUUGAAUUUGGUGCCGAGGAAAAAUGUCACCAACUGCGGGAGGAACGACACGUCUCUUUGCGAUUUCUCCGAAAUGUGGUAUGGUGUGUUCCUGUGGACUGUUGUGUCCUCAUUGGUUUUCCACCUGCCUGCUGCCCUCUUGGCUCUCACAACACUCCGGAGACAUAAGGUGGCACGAUUUUUCCCCAUCGGCAUCCUGCUAAUGGGCAUCAUAGGCCCAUUGUUUGGAGGGGUUCUCACAAGUGCAGCCAUAGCAGGAGUGUAUAAGGCAGCUGGAAAAAGCAUGUUCUCUUUGGAGGCCCUUGUGUUUGGAGUGGGACAAUCUUUGUGUGUGUUUAUCAUAUCUUUCCUUAGAAUUUUGGCUACCCUGUAGCACCAAGACACUGGCACACCAGGCUGCCAUCAUAAGAACUAACCUGGGCAUCAUAUGCAAAACAUGGAGGCCUUACUUUCCAAACAGUCCCAACUACUUGUUUCUUUUGAUACGGAAGAAUAUUAUUCUUUUGAAAUGGGAUUCCCACGAGUGUGUUGUGAAGAGACUGAGUAAAAGGUGACUUUGCAUUUGAUGAUAAAGAUGACAUAAGAGCUACCUUGAUGUCAGUUAGCCUUGUCAUCUUGCACAUUUGUUAUUUAACUGUAAUUUUCUUAGCACAACAUUCUUUUAACAUCUUUAGAUGAUUUAAAGACUCUUGUUUGGAUUCUGUAUGAUUUUAGUUAUGCUCUGUACAUACUAAAGCCCCUUUCAGCUUUCUUUUAAAUGAUUUGUGCGAGUAACUAAACAAACAAAACCACCUGCAUUCUCUUUGCACUGAUUAUAUUAAUCUUUUAGGCCAAAGGCUUAAAAUUAGUUUUAAGUUUCUCUCUUACUCACAAUGUUUUAUUUUUUGCCCAUAAUGUGGGCAUGUUUCAUAGGGAUAGUUUGCACAAAACUGAAUAUUUGCUGUUAGUUUACUGACCCUCAGCCCAUCCAGUAAAUUACUUUUAUCAUGUAAGUGCACCUCAAUAUAUUGGGUUUUACUUUUAUGUUGCUUGUAUCAGUGUAUUCGCAAAUUUUUUAUUUAUUGUUUUACUGAAAAAGUCACCAACAUGGCCUGAGGUUUAGUAAAUAACAGCACAUUUCAAAUUUUGGCUGAACUGUCUCUUUAAGAGGUUACAGCAAAACACACAUGGAGCUACAUGUAUGUACUGUUAUGUGUGUGGAUGUAAUUUCUUCACAUCAUAAGGAUUCCUUGCUGAAGUUUAAGUGGCUUUGGUUGCAUAUUUUGUUAUAUAUUUGUGACUUGUUUUAGCAUCUGAGUGAUUAAGGAUUUGUUUUUGGCUUUGGAUUGCUUUUCUGUAUAUAUUAGAGUGAUACCUAACUUGCCCAUAAUAUUGUAUAUGUGGCAGCCUCACCUCUAAUGCCUCAUAUGUGAAUGUAAACGAGACUUAAGCUAAAUCUAUAACAAAAUCUCUUAUACCUUCACCAAAGAAACGUUAACACUACGCUGUUAGUUUAACCUACAGUCAUUUUUCUGUAGAAAAUUGUUAUGUGGAAAUAAUCAAAUUAAAUGACAACAUACUGUCAUUUAAAAUGCUAAGAAAAAUCAAAGUCAGAACCCCGAGUUUGUGUACAGAAGUAUUUAAAAUAGGAUGCUUAGCUUAUCCUCUUAUGUGGAUGUUUCAUUUUCAACAAUUUUGUGAACGUAAUUAGAUGCAAGGCUUAAUAGAAACAACUGAAAGUAAUUUUUUGGCAAAUCUUAGUAGGGUGUAGCAGAAUCUUUAAGCACUUAUUUGAGAAAUUCUCUAACUAUAUAUAAAUUGUUAAAUUUCUCAUUUAUUUAAUUUUUCGUUCUCCCUUGUUACAAGGCCUCAGGAAGUUCUUGUUUUCUGGAAGUUUCAUUUAAACCUUGUAUGUCGUGGGUUAAUGGGAAUCCGGGUGUUUUAUGAAUGGAGUCGUCUAGAGCUCUUACUUUAGUGGUAAUGCUGAUGGGUCCCACUGAAAGCUAUGCUUUAUUCCUCCGAGCCUAUGGUCUCUCAAUUGCACAAAUGGAUUUAUUUUUGUAAAGUUCAGUCAUUGGGGUACAGUGACUGCUCAUUGUUCCUGUGGUUGUCUUUGAUUGUACAGUCUUCUUGAGAAACGGACACUUUCCACCUAUCUUUUUUUUUUCAGGACAAGUUUAAUUUUCUAACUGUAUAAUACGUGCCAAUCGCUAGUAUUUUCAUGAAAUAAAACAGUUUAAAUUAUAAGA